AUGUUCUCGCAUUUAGGAUUAUUGUCAUCAUCUCAUUGCCCCGACGCAACCUGCAAAAGACCAAGAUGUUUCUUCUCUCACGCUGAAGCUUCGUCAUCAAGAAUAACUCUUCCACCGAAAGUGGAAAUACCUUCAUCCGUACGACAGCCUGUCAGACAGAAGUCCGAUGUCGAAGAGGAAGAGAGGAUUAGAGGAGUAGUGAGAAGGGUGACUUUAAACGAGUUGAAGAAAGUCAGAACGGUUGGAUCUCCGUUGAAAGGAGUGUCCAAGUCAGUCGAAGCAUCGACAACACCAAACCCGGUUCAUACGGGUAUCACAUCAACAGCUACCCCGGGUAGAUCAGCGAUGACUGCAACUAGGCCGAAUCCUACCACUACUUCAUCAUCCGUAGUCAAUACGUCCCGCCCACCAAUUUUACCAAUUGCGUUGAAACCUUCUCCACAUCCUCGGGCAGAUCGACAAAAAGGAUUGAAUACCUUGUAUGCGCAAUAUGCGAAACUUUACUCUGCUGUUUUGCAUAUCUCGCCUGAUAUCGCUCACAACUCGGCCUUUGCCCAAGAAGCGGAAGUAGCUGCAUCAUCCUCGAACGUUCGAAUAUAUAAAACAGCCAUUCAUCAAGCUGCAGUAUCAGUCUCACGUCGACCACCGCCUGAUAAGUUGGAUCACCCUUCGAUUGGAACGGUCAAAGAGUCUCGUGCAAAUUUUGAAGUUCAGGAGAAAGCACAAGCAUCAAGACUACAUAGGGCUAGAAUAGAAAGAUAUUGUUUGCCACUUGCAGAUUUCGACAUAUGGAGAUAUCCCAACCCAAACGACGAAAACCUGUUCAAUCCGGAGUUGACGGGCACGGAACCCAAUGCUGAAGGCACAGAGAAUAUGUGCUCAAGAUGCAAAGUGCCUUUCAUUGUGUCCUCGAAAGAUCUGGAAAAGAGACAUGGCGAAUGUAGAUUUCACUACGGACGUCCAGUACCUGAGAGGAUAGAAGGAAGGAGAAAAUGGAUAUACACAUGUUGCGGAAGGGAAAGAGGUGAAGCUGGCUGUGAAGACGGUAUUCACGUCUUUACUGAUGGAGAUGACGAUGUAAAACUAGCUAAGAGAGUAGCAUAUAAAACGGUUAAUCAGGUCGUUGGGGAUGAAGGUGGAUUAGGCAAAUGGAACGAAGUUGUCGCUAUGGAUUGUGAGAUGAUAUUCACAACGGCUGGAGUCUCGCUCGGAAGAGUGACUAUCGUAGACGAGAAUGGAGAGAUACUUCUUGAUGAGUUAGUGCGACAGACAGUACCAGUCUUGGAUGUGAACACUCGAUUCUCCGGUAUCACUACCGAACAACUAGAAACGGCAGUGAUGGAUCUACCUUCGGUCAGAGCGGCGGCAUGUAUGUUCAUUGGUGCAGAAACUAUCUUAGUAGGACAUGGACUCGAAAACGAUCUCAGAGCUCUGAGGUUACUGCAUACCAAAGUUAUCGAUACGGCCGUGGUGUUCCCUCAUGAUAAAGGACCGCCUUUCAGACGUGCUCUAAGGGAUAUAGUCAAAGAGAAAUUGGGUUAUUUCAUUCAGGAUAGAACGUCCGAUCUCGGUCAUUCGUCAGCUGUAGAUGCCAAAAGUACAUUGGAGGCACUGAAAUGGAAGGUCAGGGAUGAUAAUGAUGCAUGA
This is a messenger RNA of Kwoniella shivajii, 1647 nucleotides long. RefSeq lists its product as uncharacterized. The transcript has 7 exons. The record is from RefSeq and is a predicted model, not a curated record. Gene Ontology annotation, cellular component: nucleus. Gene Ontology annotation, molecular function: nucleic acid binding; exonuclease activity. The coding region runs from base 1 to 1647 and encodes 548 amino acids. NCBI's taxonomy places the organism in Eukaryota, Fungi, Basidiomycota, Tremellomycetes, Tremellales, Cryptococcaceae.